AUGGCGCGGAAGAAGAUCCGGGAGUACGACUCCAAGCGCCUCCUCCGGGAGCACCUCAAGCGCCUCGCCGGCAUCGACCUCAAGAUCCUCUCCGCGCAGGUCACACAGUCAACGGAUUUCACUGAGCUUGCAAACCAGGAGCCAUGGCUCUCAUCUAUGAAGUUGGUUGUGAAACCUGACAUGCUCUUUGGGAAACGUGGGAAGAGUGGACUUGUGGCCCUCAACCUAGAUCUUGCCCAAGUUCGCCAAUUUGUCAAGGAGCGGUUGGGAGUUGAGGUCGAGAUGGGUGGCUGCAAAGCUCCAAUUACAACCUUCAUAGUUGAGCCAUUUGUACCGCAUGACCAAGAGUAUUACCUUUCGAUUGUAUCAGAAAGGCUUGGCAGCACCAUUAGUUUCUCAGAGUGUGGAGGUAUUGAGAUCGAGGAGAACUGGGACAAGGUUAAGACUAUCUUUCUUCCCACAGAGAAGCAAAUGACACCUGACGCAUGUGCUCCAUUGAUCGCCACCCUGCCAUUGGAGGUCCGCACAAAAAUAGGUGAUUUCAUUAGAGGUGUAUUUUCUGUUUUCCAAGACUUGGAUUUCUCAUUUCUUGAGAUGAACCCAUUUACCUUGGUAAAUGGUGAACCGUAUCCUCUGGAUAUGAGAGGAGAACUAGAUGACACAGCUGCUUUCAAGAACUUUAAUAAGUGGGGUAACAUUGAGUUCCCUCUACCUUUUGGAAGAGUUCUCAGUCCCGCAGAAAGCUUUAUCCAUGAGCUGGAUGAGAAGACAAGUGCUUCUCUGAAAUUCACAGUACUGAACCCAAAAGGACGCAUUUGGACAAUGGUUGCAGGUGGUGGUGCUAGUGUCAUAUAUGCGGAUACUGUUGGAGAUUUGGGAUAUGCUUCGGAGCUAGGAAAUUAUGCAGAGUACAGUGGGGCUCCCAAAGAGGAGGAGGUUCUGCAGUAUGCUAGAGUGGUUCUGGAUUGUGCUACCACUGAUCCUGAUGGCCGUAAGAGGGCCCUUCUUAUCGGAGGAGGUAUUGCUAACUUCACCGAUGUUGCGGCAACAUUUAAUGGCAUCAUUCGGGCUCUAAGAGAGAAGGAAUCCAAAUUGAAAGCUGCAAGAAUGAACAUUUAUGUCCGGAGAGGUGGUCCAAACUACCAAACUGGACUCACUAAAAUGCGCACCCUAGGUGCGGAACUUGGCGUUCCAAUUGAGGUUUAUGGACCAGAGGCGACCAUGACUGGGAUCUGCAAAGAAGCCAUUGAUUGCAUCAUGGCCGCGUAA
Miscanthus lutarioriparius is the source of this 1269-nucleotide messenger RNA. The record is from the annotation of a GenBank genome assembly. NCBI's taxonomy places the organism in Eukaryota, Viridiplantae, Streptophyta, Magnoliopsida, Poales, Poaceae.